UGGCCAAAUCAACAAGCGGCAGAACGUUUGCGUUUUUGCAAAUAUUAGCAAAAAUCAUUUUACUUUAAAUUUUUAUGUCUUUUAUUUAGCUUCUUUCUUUCGAAACGUUUUUAUUAUAUUUUAGAAUUUUUUCAUACCUCUUUAGUGAUUGGAAAUGUAUAGAUUUGCAGUUAAAAUUAGUGACAGAUGUUAAAGUGUUAGUACGCGCCAGUUUACCAAGAUCAUUGUAACAAAUUAACGACAAUGGACGAAUCUCUUGUUAGUUCCAGUGCAAUGGCCUCUACCGAUGAUGCAAAAGACAACCAAGUCCAACAGGUGUCAACAACAGCAAAUACAUCAGAAAAUCUCUUUCCGGAGAGCCCAGUGUACGAGCCAGAGGAUGAGAUUUACCUUUUCAAGGAUGACUCAAUAAAAAACACCAGUGUUGCAGAAGCAGAAUCAAAAGGUAACUCCAUAACUCCUGCCAAGCGUAAACUGUCAGAAGAAAGUUCUGAUAGUAAUGCAAAGAUCCAAAAAAUUGACUUAACCGAUAAUGAAGCUGCUAUGGGGCCAGCCACUUGGGCUGAUUCUCAAUCAUUGGAUGAUGAAGUCUCCAGUAUAACCAGUGUAGCUAAAAGAAAAUUAGAAGAUGAAUUACCAUCAACAUCUCGUGUUCGCACUCCAGUUCGAUCUAGCCCCAGAAAAAUAACAAAACGUAGUAACAGUGCUGAUGUAGCUACCCCGAAAACACCAAAAACACCGAAAUCGCGUUCUGUCAGUGUUGACAUAAGCAAAAACCGUAAAACACCAAGAAAAGGCCAGCUUGACUUUAUCAAGAAGGAUGAAGAGAAACAAACCAAAAGUACUGACAGCCCGAGCCGCCCAAGUGUUGAAUUUGUAAGGGAAAUACUCCCAGCGAAAAUUCCAGAAACUAUAGCCGAAGAGAGUAUAUCGGAACCUCUUAAUGACUCCCAGAACAUUUGCCUAGCACUUUCACCAACACCUGAAGAUGAAGAGGAAAGUUCAAAACUGAAAACUACCAACUAUAAUAGUGAACCCAACGUGGUUAAGGAUAGAGAUGAAGUUAUUGGUCCUAGUGAGAUUAAAAAAGCGAUAAGUGACGGCUAUGUUUUCUCAGAUGCAAACAGUAUAAAUUCCAUAGGAAAAGAGCUAAAUAAAGGUAAAACUACUGACCAAGAAAGCACUGACAGCAUAAAUUCUGUGGGCUUAGAUAGUCCUGAACAUGUGCCAACUGUUACAUCGAAAUUGAUAUCAAAAUUAUCUAACGGCAAUUCAUCUACGCCAACUGAACUGGCCAGUGUUAAAAAUGGUACAUCAGAUAACAUCACACCUGAUAUCGCAAAGUUGAAUGGCAAUAAAGGAAAGCGAGGGAAGAACGAAUCAUUCCGAGCUAGCAACACUACAACCCCAUCGACUAUAUCACCUUUACAAAAUGGGCACUCGAUUCCAAUCAAUACACCACAAAUCCCAGUUUUCGAUAUCCACGUCGCACACAACGACGAUUGUGAGUUUCUCUCACUGUAUGUCGUACGAACAGAUAAUGACGUAGGAAUGGACAUGUGCAAGGAAUAUCAGCGAAUAUCCAAACGUUUCACUAUCGAUCCCUAUUUAGCUGAUGUGUCUGUUAGUACUUCACCGUCGAGUGUUACAAGCGGAGGAAUGUUGAAUCUUCAAAAUAGAACAUCAUUUGCAUCAACAGUCAGUUCUACUUCUACAUCCAGUAACCGCACGAGUGAUGGAGCGUUUGUCGUACCUCAACCACCUCGAAAAUCAGUAUCCAACCCAUCAACAUCGGUCAAGGGUUAUGAUGGACUGAUGAAGAAACUCCAAGAGAUAUUUUCGCACAUCAGAGAGGCUUCCAUUGAAGAUAGUAAUCGAUCGAUGAAUGAUGAAAAAGUGUCAGUUGGAAUACAAACAUCCGACUUACUCAGUAACGGCAGUGCUAGUCCUGAAGAAGUUGGUAAAUGCGAUAAAGCAACACCAAAGAGUUCCUUAAAGAAAACAAGGGUGCGCGGAAGACGGCCAAUUGCAGGAAAGACGAAACGUGCACUUUUGCCGACACAGCACGAAGAAGCGGAAUACGCACAAGUAAACUCACCCGAGCCGACUACUACAAAUGGAGACAGUGGCAAAAUGUCCCCAAAAGAUAUCAAAGACGAGAAACCCCUUUCAGCUUUAAUUGGAACGCCAAAAUCAGUAUCCAAAUUAAAACAAAAACGGCGACCUACUUCACCCCGCCCAGCAACGCCUGUCGAAAAGGUGGUCAUUAAACCAGAAUACCCAGGCUUUGCUCCGGACACUGUCGUGUUGGCCAAAUGGGUUGAUAAACGCUACUAUUCAGGGAAGGUGCUAGAAAUUACGGAGCCAAACAAAUAUCUCAUCAAAUUCGACGAUGGUCAGAGCAAAGUGCUCUUGGAUGACUUCAUAAUAUUUGGCGAUAUGAAAAAGUUACCUUUACAAGGUCAAUCUGUGUACGCCUUAGUUGAUGAGGAGCAGAAUUACGAACCUGGCUUGGUGCUUGAUGUGGAAGAAAAUAGCAAUGGGACUGUCACCUACAAAUGCACAACUGAUGGGGAUACAAUAGUCAUAGUAACGGCCAGCGAGUUAUACCUCACGGAGGACCAAGCGAGGUCCCUCAAGGAGUCCGGCAGACCUCGAUCGCCGGCCGCGCCGGCCACACCGCGCCGACGGCACAAUAGGGAACUGGAUUUGGAUAAUAUAAUACAGGGCCCACGUAGCGCUCGCAGCCGGGAUAAGGGAAAUUCCAGCGCUAGGAAACGUGUCGUAUCACCAAAGAGCCCCAAAGCUUCGACAUCAGGAGUGAAAACAAAAAGCACCCCAGUGGCGGGUCGCAAGCGGCUCGCGAGCGAGUCAAGUGAGAUGAGCGAAAGCAGCAAUUCAGCACCACCGGUCAGGUUGGAGGAAGUGACGGGCGUUGAGCCGGAAGUGCAGAAGACACCCCGUAAGAUCGAUGGGGUUAAAGCUGGUCCUCUCCAAUUGAAAGGUGCUGCGAAACAGAACAUUGGCAAAAAGAACUCGAAACUAACAAAAUUCGAGAACGAUGAAGAUACCGUAUCCACUUUAGGGCCAAUCCCUCCAGCAGGAAGCACUCUAUUUGCUGGACUGCAUUUCCUACUCACUUGCACUGACCAACCUCGGCCAGUAGAUAAGAGAGAGAAGGAGUCGGAGAAGAGUCAAGAAACGCGACACUAUUCUUCAGAAGAAGACGGUGAAACCACAUCAUCUAUGGUAGGAACUGAUACUGAGGAAUUGGAGUUCUGUGAUCGUCCAUUCAAUAAGGAACGGCUGAAGGAGCAGCUGGAAGCUGGUGGAGGCAUUGUAUACAGCGACUUCGACGACGUGCCGAAGAGCAAGUACGCGUCGUGCAUGCUGAUCGCGCCGCGGCCGUGCCUCACCAUCAAGUACAUCCUGUGCCUCGCGGCGGACGUGCGCGCCGUCUCGCACGCGUGGGUCGUGCGCAGCUGCGCCGCCGCGCGCCGCCUCGACCCCGACGCGUUCCUGCUGCCCGCCGGCUUCUCGCUGCACCGCCGCGCCUACGUCACCUGGGUUCCUCCAUCAGGUAAGCGGAACACGACAUUCUUUGAAGACAAAGUCAUCCUCAUAUGCGGUGAACAAGACACUUUCGUCAAGUUUUGGGGCCGUGUCUGCUCCUUGGCUGGAGCGACAACCAGAGUGGUCAAUGAAGAAGACCUCAACAUGUCUGGGGCCUUCGCCCUCAUAGCUGACUUUGACUGUCCACAUGAGGUCCAGAAUAAAGCGAACCAAGACAACAUUCCUCUAGUUUCACCGACAUGGGUCAAGCAGUGCCUCAUCGAAGGCAAAGCCCUCCUGCCAACCAGCCACGACCGGUUCUCAUUCAUGUACACGGAGAACGAAUGAUCCUGGGACUUCAAAAAAGUGCUCAUUAUACGUGAAUAUUGACACAUGGUGAGUGCUGUGCGAGGACACACUUUAGUGAUAGUGUUAGUGUAAGUACAGUGACGGUGUUGGUGUAAGUGUAAGUGACACUAAUGAAACUAUCUUGGAUGAUCUCUUAAAUAAGGACUUGGAACACAUUCCAUUGAUAAAUAUAGAAGUGCGUUGGAGCUUCAGUCUUAUAGGUGUCAAAAGUUCUCUAAUGCAAGUAUAUAGUACAAAUGUACUAGGAAAAUUCUAACCUUACUAUGGGUGACUAGAAUAAACUAUAUAGGACUAAGGUUUCUACACACUUACAAACAAAAUGUGUUGUUGAAUGUGUGUUGAUAAAUUCUUACACAAUCCAAAUGUAUCAAUGUCUAUAAUAUAAAUUUAAUAUUAGUGUAAUGUGUACAAAACUAUACUAAUUGAUGAUAAACAUUAGCUCAUGUAAUGAUUAAGCUCUGUUACAUAUAUUAAUUAUAAUAUAGGUGUACAGAGAAUUAUAAUGUAUUGCACAACUCUACUCUUAUAAAUACUAAGGUUUAACAGUAAGGAUCGUGGAGGGCCGAAGAAGAACAGGUCCUGUGAUAGAAGCGUGCCAAAUUGCAUUAAUCUGUCACGAAUCAAUCAUACAUCUUAAUCGUCAAGUUGCAUGACAUGCCAGUUUUACAUGAUGAGGUAAUUGCAGAUUGUAGAACUUGCAACAUCAUUAUUUGUUGAAAAGUCAACGCUUUUUCAUAAUUAAUUUACAAGCUAGUGUAUGAUAAUUAUAAGAUGCAUUUCUGUUUAUGUUUGGGUUGUUUUUUUCAAAAUUUUGAUGAUUUUUCAACAAAUAGUGGUGUUGCUAGCAUUAGUAAGACCAAUUUAGGUCUUUUAAAGUAUGUCUGAGACAUUUUUUCAAGAAAAAAGUCUGGUAUAUAUACGUCAUACAGAUUGACUAUUAAGUUGUAUGGUUGUCAAGUUUCGCUACCAGAGAGUGGGGAAAAUACAUCGUUUAAACCCAUUUUUGGGUUUAUUUCAUCCAUACUUGUUCAUAAAUCAUAUACUAUUCAUCAUAAAAAACAUGUAGAUUUUUUUUAUCUUUGUUCUAAUUUGUGAAUCUUAAAUCUUAAUUGAUAACUUCUUAUUAUUCAUAACUUAAUUAUUGACAUACAAACAUAUUGGUUACACUUGUGUAAUAAUAAUCAUUCUAGUUUACAC
Molecule: messenger RNA, 5118 nt
Organism: Zerene cesonia (dogface butterfly)
Lineage: Eukaryota; Metazoa; Arthropoda; Insecta; Lepidoptera; Pieridae
Product: TP53-binding protein 1-like
Exons: 11
Coding region: 244-3900 (1218 amino acids)
Biological process (GO): positive regulation of transcription by RNA polymerase II; DNA damage checkpoint signaling
Cellular component (GO): nucleus
Molecular function (GO): histone binding
Source: RefSeq, a predicted model, not a curated record